GUGGAGGCAGUUUACAGGUGGAAUGGCAGUUUUGCCGCCUCCAAAGAGCUCGGAAGCAAGAGUCCAAAAUUAUCCAUGGAUCGGCGGUGCCAUCAUUUGUUCAUACGCACGAAAUUUAAUUGCAGGAACUGGGGAGAAAAAGCAAAGGCAUGAGUUCUCAAGAGGUUUCGUGGCGAAUUUGAUUGAUUCUUGUUGAAGUUGCGGCAGCUCGUGAGUGAAAGUAUGAUGGCUAGUUCUCGAUCGACGUUCGUAGCGAGCGGAGCCAGAUCUUUGACAGACAACCGUUGAUGUGUUGAUGUGGAUGAUGGCGGGUGAUGUAAUGUUGAUGCAGCUCCUCCGAUGGUGCUCUUUGGGUCUUCGAUUCCCGUGGCGGGAAGUCUGGAGUCUUGGUCUUCCUCUCUUGUCAUUGGGUACACGACGUGUCCAUCACGUCUGUCUUUGGCUGUCCUCCAGACAUUGUCUUUUCCCGCUACGAUCACUUGAUGAUGGCCGUGAUGGAAUGACGGCGAUUGAUGGCGCUGCUAGCUAGCAAGUCCUCUGUCUUCGACCUCAUCACUCGGUGCGUGUCAGCGAAGCGAGAAAAGGUAUCUUUUGCGCCUUUUCCAGCAUCCAGAAGCCCCAGAUUCCCGUUGCUGCUCACCCAUCACUCAGCUGAGUUCAUAAAUUUAUUCGAGCUACAGCCAAGAAUCCUUUGGUUUGCAGCUCUGAUCGGAUCUGUCUGGAAGAAGAAAAAACAUUACAAUUAUGCUUCAUCGUGGUGCUGCUGCUGCCGCGAUUGCGGUCAUGGCGGCUUUGUCCUCCACAACCGCUUUCACCACUACGCAAAAAUCCGCUGCCUUCGUUUCCAACUCUUUGGGAAAAAUUGUCGACGGAGGACUUGCCUCCCAGUCUGAUGUCAAGGCUUUCAACAGCCCUCUCUCCAUGGCUGCCACUUUGGAUCAGUCGGAUGUCAUGGCCACGGCUGCCAAGAAGUCCGUCGAACAAUACGUAGAGGAACGUGGAGGAAACCGUCCUAUCAAGAAGGUCUUGAUUGCCAACAAUGGUAUGGCUGCAACAAAAUCCAUCUUGUCCAUGCGCAAUUGGGCAUACAUGGAGCUUGGAGAUGAGCGUGCCAUCCAGUUUGUGGCCAUGGCUACCCCUGAAGAUUUGAAGGCCAAUGCUGAGUUCAUUCGCUUGGCUGAUGAAUAUGUGGAGGUCCCAGGUGGUGUCAACAGAAACAACUAUGCCAAUGUUGAUGUCAUUUCCAAGAUUGCCCAAGAGCAAGGAGUUGAUGCUGUGUGGCCUGGUUGGGGACAUGCUUCUGAGAAUCCCAAGCUUCCCCAGACACUUACUGACCUUGGUAUCAAGUUCAUUGGACCCACAGCACCUGUCAUGAGUGUCUUGGGAGACAAGAUUGCCGCCAAUAUCUUGGCCCAAACUGCCAAUGUGCCCUCUAUUCCAUGGAGCGGUUCGUUUGGAGGAGAGAACGAUGGUCCUCUCCAGGCUGAUCUUACUGAUGAAGGUACCAUCCCUGAUGAGACCUUCGAGAGAGCUACCUGUCGCAAUGUUGAAGAAGCAAUUGAGGCAGCUGAGAAGAUCGGCUACGAAGAAGGUCUCAUGAUCAAGGCCUCCGAAGGUGGUGGUGGUAAGGGUAUUCGUUUUGUUGACAACGAAGAAGAUCUUCGCAACGCUUUCAUCCAAGUCCAAAAUGAAGUUGUUGGAUCUCCUAUUUUCAUCAUGCAACUUUGUAAAAAUGCCCGUCACUUGGAAGUACAGAUUGUUGGAGAUGAGCAUGGAAAUGCAGUGGCCCUCAAUGGACGUGACUGCUCCACUCAGCGUCGAUUCCAGAAGAUUUUCGAAGAAGGCCCCCCGAUCAUUGCCAAGCCAGAUAGUUUCAAGGAAAUGCAGAGGGCUGCCCAGCGUCUGACCCAGUCCAUUGGUUACGUUGGUGCCGGUACUGUGGAGUAUCUGUACAAUGCGGACACUGACAAAUUCUUCUUCCUUGAGUUGAACCCCCGUCUGCAAGUGGAGCAUCCUGUCACUGAAGGUAUCACUGGCGUUAACAUGCCUGCCACUCAGCUGCAGGUGGCCAUGGGAAUUCCAUUGUACAACAUCCCCCAGGUCCGCAAGCUCUACGGCAAGGAAGAUGUCUAUGGCUUUGACAAGAUUAAUUUCUUGGAAGAGGACUACAUGCCCAUUGAUUCUCAUGUGAUUGCUGCGCGUAUCACUGCCGAGAAUCCUGAUGAGGGAUUCAAGCCCACUGCCGGAAGUAUUGAACGAGUCAAGUUCCAGUCCACUCCGAAUGUCUGGGGCUACUUCAGUGUUGGAGUGAAUGGAGGUAUCCACGAGUAUGCUGAUUCUCAGUUCGGUCAUCUUUUUGCGAAGGGUGCCACUCGUGAACAAGCUCGCAAGGCGCUCAUUCUUGCCCUCAAGGAAAUGGAAGUGAAGGGAGAGAUCAGGACUACUAUUGAAUACCUUGUGAAGCUUUUGGAAACCAAGGAGUUCAUUGAUAACACUAUUGAUACUUCAUGGUUGGAUGGAAUCAUCAAGGAGAAGAGUGUGAAGAUUGAGAUGCCAAAUGACUUGGUUGUUGUUGGAGCUGCUAUCUACCAAGCAUUCAAGCAUGUUGAAGAAGGUAUGGCUGGAGUGAAAGAGUCCUUUGAGAAGGGACAAGUUUCCACUGGAGCAAUCCCAGCUAUCAACUCCUUCAGCACUGAAGUUGCUUACCUUGAUACCAAGUACCCCUUUGAAGUGGAGCGUACAGCCGGUGAUGUCUACCGUCUUACGCUUGGCUCUAACACCAUCGAAGCUCAGGUUACCAAGACGGCAGAGGGAGUUCUUCUUGCAACCUUUGGAGGAGAGACUCACCGAAUCAACGGACAGGAAGAACCCCUUGGUGUCCGCCUUCAAUUGGAUGGCAACACUAUCAUGAUGCCUUCCAUUGUUGAUCCUUCUGAAUUCCGUACCGAUGUCACUGGAAAGGUUGUGCGAUACUUGAAGGAGAAUGGUGAAGAAAUCAAAGCUGGAGAACCCUUUGUUGAGAUUGAAGCGAUGAAAAUGAUCAUGCCAGUGAAAGCAACUGAGACUGGAAAGAUCACCAAUGCCCUCUCCCAAGGAUCUGUUAUCGCUGCUGGUGAUCUCUUGGCCAGCAUUGAACUCAAGGAUCCUAGUAAAGUGAAGAAGAUUGAGACUUUCUCUGGAGAACUUGAUAUCCCUGCCGUUGUUCUUGAAACUGAGAGUGAUAAGGCCAUUGCCAACAUCCUUGCUGGUUUCGAUGGGGAUGCUGAUGCUGUCGUUCAGCAGGCUUUUGAUGGAGUGUCCUCCAUGGCUGAUGCUGCUUCUGUUGCCAUGUCUGCUCUUGAGGAAUUCCUCCGAGUGGAAACCAUCUUUGCCGGCAAGCUUAUGGAUGAUGUUGUCCGUGAUUUGAGCAAGGCCAACAUCGAUGACCUCAAUGUUGCUUUCUCCGAGAUUCAGGCCCACCAACAACUCAAGUCUCGCUCCAAAUUGGUUCUUGCCAUGCUCCGUCAACUCGAAACUUAUUCUUUCCGUUUCGGAGAAUCUCUCUCAGAUGAUGUGCUUGAGGUUGUCGAACAGCUUUCCGAGUUGGAAGGCAAAGAAUACGGUGAAAUUGCUGUUGCUGCUGACAUGUUGAUCCGUGAUGCCAGGGUCCCUUCCUUCGAGAGUCGUGUCGAAGAGCUUCGUGCACAACUUGUUGAUGCUGACUUGACUGAAGUAGCCAUGAGCACCACCUUGUCUGCUGGUGUGGAUCUUUUGACCUACCUGCUCUCUGAUGACGAUGCCAAGGUCCGAGCUGCUGCUGCUGAAACCUAUGUGCGACGUCUCUACCGCGCCCACCGCAUGCAGGAUGUGUCAGUCAGUGAGGAGGGAGGAAGCCUUACCUGCGCAUUCAGCUACAAGCUAUCCGAGGUCCCUGAGGGCGAAGCUGUGCUUCGAAGUGGUGUUUUGACUGUUGUUGACAAGGUUGAUGCUACACUCCCCAGCAUCAUUGACACAUUGUCUUCAGCCAUUGGUGACAAACCUGCUCGGGUUGGAGGAGCAGCCAUCAACUCUGUCCACCUUGUCGUGAAGAGUGAAGGAGCCAAUGUUGCUGAUAUCGAGGCUGCCCUUGCUGGAAAGGAAGAAGAACUUAAGAAGCUUGGUGUCCAAACUGUUAACCUCUCUGUCCCCAAUGAAAAGGCUGACCCAAGCUACUUCACUUUCCCAGAAUACAGUGGAUACAAGGAAGACCCUCUUCGCCGCAACAUGAGGCCUACCAGGUACCAACUGUUGGAGCUUGAACCUCUCAGUAACAACUUUGCUCUUGAGCAGGUGCCUGCUAUUGGAAAGAAUAACCAAGUGUACAUUGGCACAGAAAAGACAGAGAAGCCUGUCAGGGGAGGACCACAACAAGUGGUCUUCGUCCGUGGUAUCUCUCACAGCACUGGCAUGGUUACUGAUAUGGAGGCACUUCGUGCUCUUCAACAAGGGCUUGAUGAGUUGGAACGAGCCCGAGCUGACACAAAGGUUAAGGCCCAGUCAUCUAGCCGAAUCUACCUGCACUCUCUUUCACUUGUGGAGGACAUGAGCGCAGAAGAGCUGGCAGCCCGUUUCAAGAGUGUUAUCGGUGGCAUGAAGAGCAAGCUUGCCCAAAGGCUCUUGAAGCUCAAUGUUGACGAAAUUGAAUGCAAGUUCCGCGUUGCCUCUGCUGAUGGUUUGACACAGAUCGUCCGUCUUGUGGUAUCGUCUGCCGAUGGAGAAUGGUUGAAGCCCACUGCAUACCUGGAGAAGACUGAUGGAGUCACUGGUCUUGCCACUGAAUACUCGGCUGUUGGUGCUGAGACUUCUGGUGCUCUCAACCCCUUCGCUAAAUCGAGCAUUCUCCAGACCAAGCGAAGUGUGGCUCGUCGUGUUGGCUCCACCUAUGCCUACGACUUCUUGGGACUCAUGGAAGUUGGCCUUGUCAACGAGUGGGAGGCUUACACCAAUGAGAAUUCCGGCAUUAGCAUCCCUGCUGACAUCUUUGAAGCUCAGGAACUCCUCGAAGGUGAAGACGGCGAGCUCUACCUUGGAUCCAGACCUGUCGGAACCAACAAGGUUGCCAUGGUUGCCUGGGUCGUUAAGAUGAAGACUCCUGAUUACCCUGAAGGACGUGAUGUUGUUGUCAUUGCCAAUGAUGUUACUGUCCAAAGUGGAUCUUUCGGUGUUGAAGAAGAUGAAGUGUUCUUCAAGGCCUCAAAGUAUGCUCGUGAGAACAAGCUGCCACGUGUGUACUUGGCUUGCAAUGCUGGUGCUCGCAUUGGCCUUGUGGAUGAGUUGAAGUCCAAGCUCAAGAUCAAGUUCGCUGACGAAUCCAACCCUGCCAAGGGAUUUGACUACCUCUACCUCUCUGAUGAAGAUUACAAGGCUCUUCCCGAAGGAUCCGUCAUUGCGCACAAGACUGAGGAAGGUUGGGCCCUUGAUGAUGUCAUCGGAACUGUCCAUGGAAUUGGCGUUGAGAACUUGCAGGGAAGUGGAAAGAUUGCUGGUGAAACAUCACGCGCCUAUGAUGAGAUCUUCACUCUUUCCUAUGUCACUGGACGAAGUGUUGGAAUUGGUGCCUACCUUGUCCGUCUUGGGCAACGUGUCAUCCAGAAGAAGGUUGGCCCCAUCCUCCUCACUGGUUAUUCUGCUCUGAACAAGUUGCUUGGUCGUGAGGUCUACAAUUCUCAAGACCAGCUUGGAGGUCCUCAAAUUAUGGUUCCCAAUGGAGUGUCACAUGAGACUGUUGAUGAUGAUCAAGAGGGUGUUGCUGCCAUCUUGAAGUGGCUCAGUUUUGUCCCCAAGGAAGUUGGAGCUCUCCCUUCUGCACGUGCCACUGCAGACCCUGUUGACCGUGCUGUCGCCUGGAGACCUACCCCUACGCCAUAUGAUCCUCGUUUGAUGAUGUCGGGAACCCCUGACAUGCCUGGUUUCUUCGACCAAGGAUCAUUCAAGGAAUAUCUUGCAGGAUGGGGAAAGAGUGUUGUGAUUGGACGUGGUCGCCUUGGAGGAAUCCCCAUGGGAGCCAUCGCUGUGGAGACACGUCUUGUUGACAAGGUUGUCCCUGCCGACCCCGCUGAUCCCAACUCGCGUGAGGCUGUCCUUCCACAAGCUGGACAAGUUCUUUUCCCUGAUUCUUCCUACAAGACUGCUCAAGCCAUCCGCGACUUUGCUAAGGAAGGCCUUCCAGUCAUGAUCUUUGCCAACUGGCGUGGAUUCAGUGGAGGCAGUCGCGAUAUGGCUGGUGAGAUUUUGAAAUUUGGAUCCAUGAUUGUUGAUGCUCUCCGUGAGUAUGAACAUCCUGUGUUCAUGUACUUGCCACCCCACGGUGAACUUCGCGGAGGAUCUUGGGUUGUUGUGGAUCCCACUAUCAAUGAGGAGAAGAUGGAGAUGUAUGCUGAUCCCGACUCUCGUGGAGGUAUUUUGGAACCUGCUGGUAUCACUGAGAUCAAGUUCCGCAUGCCAGACCAGGUCAAGAUGAUGCAUGCCAAUGAUGCCGAAUUGAAGGUGUUGGAUAGUGAGGUUGAGGCCUGUGAGAGCGAGGAGGACAAGGAUGCUAUCAAGGCUCAGAUUGCUGCUCGUGAGGAAGCCUUGAAGCCUGUCUACCUCCAGGCUGCCACUGAAUUUGCUGACCUCCACGACAAGACUGGUCGCAUGAAGGCCAAGGGAGUCAUCAAGUCUGCUGUUGCCUGGGAGGAAUCUCGUGAAUUCUUCUUCUUCCGUGCUAAGCGUCGCCUCUCUGAGGACUACUAUGUUGCUCAGUUGCAAGCCGCUGAUGCUAACAUGAGCAAGGGAGAUGCCACAGGUGUUCUUCAAUCCUUGUUCAGCGGAGAUUGGGAGGAUGACAAGGCUGUUGCUGCUUUCUUCGAGGACGACACUGGUCUUGUGGAAGACAAGGUCAAGAAUGUGAAGGCUGCAGGUGUUCAGGCAAAGAUCGAGUCCCUCAAGGCGCAGUUGGAGAGCUUGGACUUCAUGUAAAUAUCUGCCUUUUGGUACGACACGAACGGAAACGAAAAAGGACGCCGUGUCACUGCAUGCAUGCUACAGAACAAAACAAUUUAGGUAGCGAUCUAUGGUGAUAAGAAUAGAUCCAAAUUAGAGUUAUUGGUUUUUGAUUAUUCCGACUGGCCAGCUAUAGCUAUAGAUAGCUACGGCUAUAGCUAGCUAUAGGUACUACAUGUAGUAGUUGCAGGCCAGCACCGAAGCCGGGGGCGACUCCCAUCUUAGAGGUGCACGGUACAUGUACGGGUUCGAGGACGAACAGGAUAUGGGUCGUUGGAGUCUCAUGCAAUGAGAAAAGUCAGCUAUCUGCUCCGAGAUGAUGCGGAAGCUGCAUUUACAGAGAUACCGGUACAGGAAGACCGAUUGAUUCGAUUCGGAGGACGGUUCCUCGCCUCCGAUGGGCUUGCUUCUGUCGGUGUGGGUGGGAAGGAACACCAUCAUUGCAUGCGAAGGCAACCAUGUGACUUUCCCAUAGGUCGCGCUCUCCUCUUCGAUGUUCCUGAUCUUCCGUCCGCCUAAAUGCUGCUUCAAAGCAAGUUCUGUUUCGUUUGGUUGCUUGCCAGGAGUACUAAUCGUUGCCAAUGUUCUUUCUUUAAAGGCUCGCCCGUGAGCUCUUUGUACGGUUGAUUCAUUGGCCAGCGCAUAGUGCAAGACGGAUGCCCAAAAGCUCAAGGGUAGAGUUUGCAUGCAUACAGUGACAUAAGCAGAAAGGCACUAUACUAGUAGAAGUUAUUUCAAAGUAAGUGCUUUUGCUCUGGCAGGAAUUAGCGAUUGAAUUCCUUGGAGCCACACAAGGACUUAGGCCAUGUGGCUACCUCCCAGGCGAUUGCUUUCCAAGGCCGACUUUUUGGUGUGAUUGACCGCCUUUGCCCGUUCGGCCGCAAACUCCUUUUCAAAGAGUUCCUUCUCUUCCGCUAGACGCUUUGCCUCCUCCAACUUCUUGGGAGUCUCGGUCUUGUUGCUUUCCUUUUCCAAGCGCAUUUCCUCCAACUUGCGUUCACGCUCGGCUUCUCGACGAGCUUUUUCGUUGGCUUUUCGUUCCUUUUGCAUGGCCUUCUCCUUUCUCUUGGCCGCCUUUUUGGCUUCCCGAGCCUUCUGUUCUUCCAAUCGCUGGAGCUGCUUGGGCGAGAGCACUUUUUCUUCAGCGGGAUCGACAUUCUCCGCGUUCAUGCUUUGGACCAAAGUGUUAGCUGCGACCAUGAUGAUGUUGUUUUCGAUAGAUAACGGGGUGGGGUGAGUGGGUAGUCUCGUGUUUUGUUGUGAUCUCAAAAGAAUUUUGUGAAGAUAUUAUGUCUAAAAUCGUGGGAGAUGGGUCUAACCAGUCUAACCCAGGGUCAUCAAGUGUUGGUCUUGAUGGUUGUGUUCCGCACUGGACAAGCUUGAUAUCCUGCUUCCGCCGUGUCAACAGAUACCUUUGUGUCAGCAAGUUCUUGUUCUGAUUGGGUGUAGCUAGCGUGAAAAGAUCGUUGUGGGAGUCGACCUGGCUAAUCGCUGGCGAGAAGAAUUCCCAAACCUAGCAACCGGAAGCACGAUCUUUCGCAUCCAAAGAUCUCUUUUUGGAACAGAACCCUGCAAAUGGUCGUGUCAUGCCAAGAUACUAGUAGGUCCUGGAAUGGAUACGAUUCGCACCCUAGCCCUCGCACACAAGCGACAUACCGGUAGGAAGGACAUAGUCACAUGGUCUACAUCUAGCGGUAGCUAGCUAGCCAGCAUAGCG
Seminavis robusta is the source of this 8716-nucleotide messenger RNA. The record is from the annotation of a GenBank genome assembly. Lineage: Eukaryota; Bacillariophyta; Bacillariophyceae; Naviculales; Naviculaceae.